Messenger RNA from Xenopus tropicalis (tropical clawed frog), 1727 nucleotides. RefSeq names its product beta-1,3 galactosyltransferase 2 like gene 11 (gene b3galt2l.11). Gene Ontology annotation, biological process: glycoprotein biosynthetic process. NCBI's taxonomy places the organism in Eukaryota, Metazoa, Chordata, Amphibia, Anura, Pipidae. The coding region runs from base 137 to 1330 and encodes 397 amino acids. Gene Ontology annotation, molecular function: hexosyltransferase activity. The transcript has a single exon. The record is from RefSeq and is a predicted model, not a curated record. Gene Ontology annotation, cellular component: Golgi membrane; membrane.
AAGCAUCAUUUUUACCUGCCAGGUGGCAACCCUAUCAAAUGAUAGAAUUAGCCCAAUAUCACCCACUCAAGGUGGGCAUAGUGGGAGAAAAUACACUCGUUUGAUAACUUCCCCAAACAAACGGAUCUUACCGUGUAUGGCCACCUUUACUCUGAUUCACACAUUUGACCGAGGUUCUCUGCUCUUCUCCAUACAGCAUCAUCUGGAAGUUAUAAUGGUUGGCGAACGUACAUGUUGGACGUACUGUAAAAUUUCAGUCCUCACUAUAUUCUCAUUUUCUACAUUCUACUUCUUCAUAACAAGGAGAGACCAUUUUCAUAUCUCAUACUCUUCAUCAAAUCCUUCAGAACUCAAUGAGCAGCUAAACCCUCUGGAACCCAACCCACAACCAAGCCUUUCUGGACUCAAGCCACAACCAAACCCUUCAGAACCCAAGCCACAGCCAACUGAAAGCCCUGGUUUGGGCCUACCUUUGUCUACUACAAGACACCCAUUGACACCCCCUUAUCCCUAUCCUUAUAAGUUUCUCCUGAACCCACAAGAAAAAUGCCAGAAGCAGAAUCCCUUCCUUAUUUUACUUGUGAUCGGAGAGAGCCAUGAUAUCAACUCACGAUUAAUCAUUCGGGAAACCUGGGGAAAUGAAAGUAACUACAUAGAUGUUGCUGUGGUCACGGUUUUCCUGGUUGGGGUCUCUGUGACUGCGACAGACAGGGUGCAGGAGCAGUUAGAAGAGGAAAUGAACAUCUAUGGGGACCUAGUACAGCAGGACUUUACGGAUACCUAUUAUAAUUUGACUCUUAAAACCCUAAUGGGCAUGGAGUGGAUUUCUAAAUAUUGCCCAGAUGCCAGUUACGUAAUGAAGAUAGACAAUGAUAUGUUUCUCAAUGUGGACUAUCUUGUACAUCACCUCCUGCAACCAGGAUUACCAGUCCGUCAGAACUACUUUACAGGAUAUAUUGUAGCCAACACAGGUCCUUUAAGAGCCAAGGAAUACAAAUGGUAUGUCCCCAAGGAAGUGUAUCCUAAUGACACUUAUCCCCCAUACUGCUCUGGUCCUGGCUAUGCCUUCUCUGCUGAUAUGGCCAAAAAGAUUUACCAUGCAGCCCAGACGAUUAGGGUGGUGCCAAUGGAGGAUUCCUUUAUGGGAAUCUGCUUGUACGAAAUGAAGAUCCCACCCACUAACCCACCUCCUAAUAUAUUUAAUGGGCACAGGAUAAAUUACGACCUCUGCCUGUUUAACAAGUUGAUCACAGUGCACCAUUAUAGGGGGGAUGAACUGCGGGACGUAUGGAAGGACUUCUGGGCUAAGAGGUCGGGGUGCAAGGACUAAAGACUGAUAUGGUAUAAGGGUCAGUUGUAAGUCUAAGAAAGUGACUUUAGAAAGUACUGUUCUACAUAUAAAUGAAAAGGGGAAAUAUUUCAUAACUGAUCUUUAUCCAGUAUAUGGAACAGUUGUCAGUAGUUAUUAUCUUUUAUUCACAUAGUGCGGGCAUGUUUAACAGCAUUUUCAUUGCUUUCUGCACUAGAAGAGCCAAAACUCAGAUUGGGAAAUCAGAAUUUUGGCUCUUGACAGCCAGCGCCCAUGGUUGUGGGAGAGAGUGCAUCGUUGGGCCCCUGUCAUAACUAAAUGGCAGCUUAUAUAUGCAUGCUCCCCACCCAUAAUCAUAACUCCCAUUUACCUUCUAUCAUUUAACAAACAUAAAAGAGGUGAGGUGCAAAGUGCAAAA